Messenger RNA from Moesziomyces aphidis, 429 nucleotides. Lineage: Eukaryota; Fungi; Basidiomycota; Ustilaginomycetes; Ustilaginales; Ustilaginaceae. The record is from the annotation of a GenBank genome assembly.
AUGAUCGACCUCGGAGAGCUGUCGGAACAGGACGACGGCUUGGCUAGGGCAAAGAGCUGUGUAGCGGCGGCGAACUGGCUGAGGGCCGGCUCCCCUGCAACGGCUGAGUGGGUCUCGCCCUCGCCCUCGCCCUUGGCCUCGUCCCCGCCUUUGACCACCGGCUACUCUCCUCCUCGUCUGGCCCUACUCGCCGUCGUCUAUCCUCCGCCCACCACCACCCAUCCUCUCCUCGACAUCCUUGCCAUCCUUCCCUCGUGUCGUCCACAUCCCCUCGCCCCUCACCCGCCAUUCGCAUCUACAUCCGCAACCCCACCUCUUCACCUCGCGCGAGCGGUCAGUCUUCUUGGUAGCUCGUCUCAACUGCCACAGGCUUCGUGCACCAUCCAGCAGCGCUUCAUCUUCGAGCCACUCGCAUCGAACAGCUGCUAG